AUGAAUAAUCAAGCUGAUCAGCUGGCGACGGUAAAUGAAGCAAUAAGAGCACUUGCAGAUAAAAUAGCACACAAGGAACGCGAGCUUGACCAGCUGAAGGCGACCUAUAACGAGAAAAUAGGCGACCUGGAUCGAUAUCUCGAAAAGCUAAAAAAUCUUGAAAUCAUUCAGGGUGGACAGAACGUUGCUGAAGAGGUGGUCAAGGUUGAGGAGUUUCGUUGUCCAGAAUGCAGAUCUUUGCUGUAUGACAAAUUGAAAGAGACAGACUAUAUUCUUCUGCCAAACAAGGUCAAACUCCAAUCUUCAAAACAUAGUCAAUGCAAUAUACCUGCUACGCCAACUGUGGUCGCAAAGAGGACAACAGUGGCUCCAAACAAAAACAAAAAGAUUACCUGCUCCUACUGCAUGAAACAGGGACACAAGAGAGCGCAAUGCCCUGAAAUUUUGUAUGGAAAAUCCGGUUAA
Messenger RNA from Ogataea angusta, 465 nucleotides. RefSeq lists its product as uncharacterized. The record is from RefSeq and is a predicted model, not a curated record. Gene Ontology annotation, molecular function: zinc ion binding; nucleic acid binding. The transcript has a single exon. Bases 1 to 465 code for a protein of 154 amino acids. Lineage: Eukaryota; Fungi; Ascomycota; Pichiomycetes; Pichiales; Pichiaceae.